AUGCAGAUACUUCUAAAAAGCAACAAGAAAGCUGCAUUAAGCACUAUCGGCGCGGUUGGAGGGUUUGGGGUGAUUGGAGGGGUGGUGGGUGCUAGCGGCGUUGCGGAUGGAGGAGGUGGCUGUGCGGGAGGGGGUGGUGCUGCGGGUGCUGGUGCAGGUGGUGGUGUGGGCGUGGGUGAUAAUGCUGGUGGUGAUGGCGUUGGAGGUGGUGGUGCAGGUGGGGCCCCUGGAGGUGUAGGUGGUGGUAUUAGAGCGGGUGGGGGCGUUGUUGGUGGUGCUGGAGUAGGAGGGUGUGUUGGUGCUGUUGGCGGCAUUGGUGGUGGUGGUGUUAUUGGUGCGAGUGGCGGAAAUGGUGGUAUUGGUGGAAUUGGGGGAGGUGCCAGUGCAGUGGCGUCAUUGGUGGUGGUGUUGGUGAGGCGGUGGCAUUGGCGGUGGUGUAGGUGGGGGGUGCUGGCGAGGGUCGGUGUCUUUGGUGGUGGUGCAGGUGCAAGUAGCGGUGUUGAAUUUGGCGGUGGUGCCGGCGGCCAACUAUGA
Messenger RNA from Dendrobium catenatum, 534 nucleotides. Its product is annotated as glycine-rich cell wall structural protein-like. The record is from RefSeq and is a predicted model, not a curated record. The coding region runs from base 1 to 534 and encodes 177 amino acids. The transcript is spliced from 3 exons. NCBI's taxonomy places the organism in Eukaryota, Viridiplantae, Streptophyta, Magnoliopsida, Asparagales, Orchidaceae.